AUGCACUUCAUGAACUUUAUUUUUCCUUUCCUUAUCGCCGGGGCAAUGGCCAUACCUGGGAAGAAGAAUCCUGUGCUGCGGUUAUUCACAGGCAAAAGCGGAAAGAAGGGCGGAUCCGCACCACCACCCCAGCCCCAGCCACAAGUGGAAGUUCCGUACCAUCAUACCCAAGCCGCUGCCUGGAAGCCUUACCCCGGACACCAGCCACCAGGAGAACGUGUGGGCGAGCCGCAGUACUUGACGGACUUGAUAUCGGAGGACUAUCCUCAAUAUCUAAAAGAGACGGAUACCCUCGUGUGGAACAACGUUCCCGGAACUCACAGAGAAUAA
Pyricularia grisea is the source of this 330-nucleotide messenger RNA. RefSeq lists its product as uncharacterized. NCBI's taxonomy places the organism in Eukaryota, Fungi, Ascomycota, Sordariomycetes, Magnaporthales, Pyriculariaceae. The coding region runs from base 1 to 330 and encodes 109 amino acids. The transcript has a single exon. The record is from RefSeq and is a predicted model, not a curated record.